This is a messenger RNA of Trypanosoma conorhini, 1545 nucleotides long. RefSeq names its product putative chaperone protein DNAj. The record is from RefSeq and is a predicted model, not a curated record. The transcript has a single exon. Bases 1 to 1545 code for a protein of 514 amino acids. NCBI's taxonomy places the organism in Eukaryota, Euglenozoa, Kinetoplastea, Trypanosomatida, Trypanosomatidae.
AUGGAGCGGUCGUGCCUGCGAUUGAUGGUGCGGCGGCACUUUGUAGUGUCUCCCGGGGCGCCGCGCAUUCCGCUCGCCCAACGGCGCACGAUGAUGGGUCUCUUUGAGGAGGAGAGCCCGUCGGGGUCGGGGAAAACCGACGUCGCGGCGUUCGCCCGCUCGAUGGAUCACCUGGAGAGCCGCAACCUGCGGCUGGACCGGAAGGCGCACGGCAUCCCCUUCCACGUUGGCGAGGAGGCGGCGCUGGAUGCGGUGUGCCGGCACCACGGCACCGCGGUGCACGUCCACGGCGUGGAGCGGUACAUGAUGCCCUUUUGGCUCGGCGCCACGGCGGCGAGCGGCAGUUUUCGCGCCGACGUGCUCCAGAAGGACCCGGCGUUUCUGACGCAGCAAAACUGCCUCGUGUGGGUGGAGGGGCCGCGGUACGAGUUCCACUACCCCUUUGGCGAGCACCACGUGUUCAAUCAGGUCUCCGCGUCCUACCUUCACCCCCUCGCCGCCGUGGAGCGGUGUGUGGCGGGCACGCACGUGCCCUCGAUGCUGAUCUCGCGCUUUGAGCUUCUCAGGGAGUUGGAGGCGAUGGCCGCCCCGCCGAAGGUCGUCCCGUUCGCGAUGUCGACCGUGACGGCGCUUUCCAUCCUGGACACCCGCCUGACCCGCGCCAUGCUGCUGCGGCGCAUCGACCAGGAGCUGGUGAAGUUCCACGGCUCCUUCGUGCGGAGCAGCGUCACCGUCACCAGCGUCUUCAAGGAGAGCGUGGGCCUCCGACCAGUGUUUUUACCGAUGAUGAAGUUUACAGUCUCCACCGGCGCCAACGUCACGCCGGUCCCGUCGUUCGUGUGCGGCGCGACGGGCAAAGUCGUUGGCCCCGUGCUGCACCUCACGCCACGGGCAAAGCUGAGUUCCAUGGCGCUUGCCGGGGCGGCUGCCAUGCUGGCACUGGCGCCCGUCGUGGACCCCGGCGUGGCAACGGCGGCCGCAAUUGCAUCGGCGGCUGCCUCCGUGUACCUUCGCCGCUGCCUGCUCACCCUGCGCUUCCUGCGGGAGCAGGCGCGGCAGCUGGCAGAGCUCAAGGCAACCGGCAUGUUGUACUUUUCCUCCGACCAGAGCGGCUACCGCUGGUCCCCCGAAGACGAGGAGCGGGCCGAGUACGAGUACCGCGAGGAGCUGCGGCAGCGGGCACGCAGAAAAGAGGCGUUCGAGCAGCGGGUGAAGGAGGAAGCCGCGCGGGACGAGGCGCGCAGCAGGCGCCACAUUGACCCAAAGAACCGGCGACGGACGGACCUGGAGAACGUCGACCCGCUGGGAUACUACCAGCUGCUUGGCCUGACCGGGCGGGAGCUGAACGCCACGGCAAAGGACAUUGCGAGGGCAUUCCGUGAGGCCGCGCAGCAUCACCACCCCGACGUGGUUCACGGCGACGACGACAAAGCGAAGCACACAAUGCAGCGGAUCAUUCAUGCCUACAAGAUCCUCCGCGACCCCAAAACGAAGAAGGCGUACGACUCGGGCCAACUGACAGCCCAGGAGGAGAGCUCUGGUUAG